CAUGUUUAGAUGUAACUUGUGUUUCUACUGAAUUUCAAGAACACUAGUUUACAAGAACUUUUAGAAAAACAAAUUAUGAAGUUAGUUGUCAUAUUUAUUUCCUUCAGCAUAUUUCGUAACGUUAAGCCUGUUAUUUUCUUUUUAGAGCAUGCGAAACAAAUUCUCGAAUAGUCGGGCAAUUAGGAUUAGUUGGGAAACAACGGCUUAAAGGUGACUUGCGAACCACCACCACUAACGGUCGGGCAGGCGAGGCAUCUUGCAAGGAUAAUUUGCUCAGCGGUCACCAAUCAAAACAGCGGCCACACUCGACGCUCGACGUUACUUGAUUCGGUUGUAUAGCGAUCACUAUUGUGCCCGCUACACUGCGCCAUUGCAAAUGGAAUGUGUAUUUUUUAAUUACUUGCGAUACACUAUACUACUGGAUGCUGAUCGAGAUAUAAUGCACAGUUAAACUUUUGACCCUCGAGAGAUCAGGUCAGUGGCCUUUUUAAUCUACUAUUUAAUAAGGCAAACCAAAGAGACGAUAGUUACAAAUGCUCGUUAAAGGCGUAACAGUAUUUUGACUAUCGAGUGAGUUAGUCACCAUUAUUUGAUAGGUAGUUACUUAUCUAAGGUGUUGAUAAACCGUCUGGCUUUAAAUUUAGCCAACCAUGGCACUAAAUUUCCUUGUGAACUUUUAUCAUUGUUGGGAUGUGUGCGAAAAUUCUACAUCACUUGGCAAACAUAUGACAAAACGCUUGCUUCUCUCUUCGAUUGUGAUAGUGGUGGUGGUGGUGUUAACACUUGUGUACUGCCAAUCCAAAGGAUCUACUGGACGUGAGUGUGUUGACACAAACACAAGAGGGACCAGAUCAGUAUCUACGCUACAGUUUGUCAUUGUGGUGGCCCGCCAUGGUAACAGAGGUCCUUUGUCUACCUUUACCACAAUUCCAUACCAGAGCAAUGACACAAGUGUGUGGCCAUACGGUGUGGGCGAACUUACUCAGAUCGGUCGUGUCCAGAUGUACAAGUUGGGGGAGAAAGUCCGUUCCAUGUACAAUGGUUUUCUGGACUCUACAUACAGACCAAGAGACUUUCAGGCCUUGAGUUCACCCUCAACACGCACCCUUCAAAGUGCUGAACUGUUCUUGGCUGGAUUGUUUCCUCCCACAGGAUUCCAGGUGUGGAAUCAGGACAUAUGCUGGCAACCUAUACCGAUAUAUCCCAGUUCCUUGGAUCAUUAUGAAAUUUUAGAUUACGCUGCAGAAACCUCCUGCCCUAGAUUUUCUGAACCACAAAAAGACUCAUUACAGGAAAUCAAUAGACUGUACCAGUCUUCCCUGACCAGCUUUGUUGAUUAUGUCAUUCCUCACACAGGCAUCGAUGUCAUGGACGUCAUGCAGAAAAUUGGCAGUUUAUAUAAAUUGCGAGUUGUUGCAAUUGUGUGGGAAACCUUAAAAUAUGUGGCAGAUAAUGAACUUCCUCUACCCGACUGGGCCACUAAGAUAUAUCCUGAGCCUUUGAACAAUCUAUUUUCGAAGAUCUUCAAAGCGAUCGUUGCAGGCUCUACCGACCAGAUUAAGUAUUUAGAAGGUGAAUUGUUUCAAGAGUUGGUAGGCCUGAUGCAGGCCAAGGCUAACAACACGCUGAGCCCGGACAGACGCAUGUACUACUACUCCGGCCAUGACUACACGAUAAUGGGCCUACUGGCGAUGCUGAAUCCGCAACGAGAAGCCUACGUCAACCCAGGAUCUGCUUUGAUCUACGAGCUCCACCAAAAUCCAAGUACCGGCCAAUUCACAGUUCAGGUGUUGUACAUUGAUGGAAAAUCUCCAGACUUGAAUCCUCAAGAUAUCGACAUCGUAGGCUGUGAAUCACCAUGUGACUUUCACAAAAUGUUGAAAAUAACAGAGAAAUAUUAUAAUAUUUCAAACUGGAAAGAAGAGUGCCAUUUAGGACCUACAAUAUCUUAAACAGCUAAAAAUAAAUGGAUUAAGAUUUUAUUUCCAUUUAGAGAACAUUAAAAAUGGAAAGCUUUGAUCGCUAUAAAUUAGUAUUGUACGGAGGCUAAAAUGAUGGUUAAGGAUUUAAGUGUAAAAUACAUCAAAGCACUUAAUUAUAGUACAAGACUCCUGUUAAACGACAGAACUUCUUCGUGCAUUUCACUAAUUAUCUCUGUUGCCUUUCACGGCACAUUUGUAAGGGAUCCACUUAGUGCAAAAGCUCAAACCAAUUUUUGAAACGCGAUCACGUCACAAUUACCUGAACGUAAUGUGCCACUGGUGAACGUCCUCAGCUUUAAGAACAUUAUUUCCAUUAUGUUCUUAGGAUAGAGAUCGCCAACCACUCUUUAAAGUGGUUUUUGUACUAUAAUGUACCUCUCAAUGCUGAUUCAGGUACAAAUAUAGAUCCUAUUUAUGGAAAACGACGAAAAAUAUACAGUUUUAAUCCAUCCAAAAAGUAUUAAGAUAUCAUUUUUACAAAUGCUCUACUGGACUUCACAUAAGGGUAAAAUAUAUUUGUUAAAGGAUUAUCAGUAUUCCUAAUUUGAGUUUUGAGGUUUAAAAAUAAAUAGUUUUCAAACAUCAAAAUGUUAUUAUUUACCUAAUGUACGCGUAUUUGUGAGAGCAAUAAAAUUGAUUUUUUUCUUUCCGAA
Molecule: messenger RNA, 2635 nt
Organism: Homalodisca vitripennis (glassy-winged sharpshooter)
Lineage: Eukaryota; Metazoa; Arthropoda; Insecta; Hemiptera; Cicadellidae
Product: lysosomal acid phosphatase-like
Exons: 7
Coding region: 651-1952 (433 amino acids)
Biological process (GO): dephosphorylation
Molecular function (GO): phosphatase activity
Source: RefSeq, a predicted model, not a curated record